GUGAGUGCUCCUCUUAAUCUACGAUCUUUGUCGGGCGGUUAUCAGACAGGAAGCGUCCUGGAGGUUCGUCCCGCGGCGGCCUGAGGUCCUCCCCCCGCCGGUGGCUCCAGCACAGCGGCUGGGAGCUGACGGCAGUGCGGCAGCAGCGAUGCCUCUCCGGGUGGUGAUCCAGGGGCCCGGGCCCUGGGGCUUCCGGCUGGUCGGAGGGAAAGACUUCGAGCAACCUCUCGCUAUUUCACGGGUCAAUCCAGGAAGUAAGGCAGCCCAAGCCAACCUGUGCAUGGGAGACAUCAUCCUGGCAAUCGACGGAGAACCCACAGACAACAUGACACACCUGGAGGCUCAGAACAAGAUCAAGGGUUGUGGUGAUGAAAUGGUGCUCUCCGUAGACAGGUCAGAAGCUAAGCUGUGGUCGCCGCUGUCCUCUGAGGAAGGGAAGUCUCAUCCGUACAAGAUGAAUCUUGCAUCAGAGCCACGGGAGGUGAAACACAUUGGAUCCACCCACAACAGGAGCGCUUUACCUUUCUCUGGUUUUGGCUCCAAAGUUGUCACCAACCAGUACAACAGUCCGUCUGGUCUGUACUCCUCAGACAACAUCAAGGACUUGAACUCUGCUGUGGACGACGUGAAGACCAUGACCAUAUCAGGAGAGCCCAACAGAGCUCCGUCAGACCCAUCUGCUGCAGGAAAGAGGCCGACCAUCGCAGCAGACUCUGAAGUCUACAAGAUGCUGCAGGAGAACCAGGAGUCGGACGAGCCGCCGCGGCAGUCCGCCUCCUUCAAGGUGCUUCAGGAAAUUCUGGAAACGGGUGAUGCAGACAAACCGUCAGGCUUCAGGAGCGUGAAGGCCCCCACCACAAAGAUCGGAUCCUCGGUGGGAAACGCUGACAAGUUACCCGUCUGUGACAAAUGUGGAUCAGGGAUUGUGGGGAUGGUGGUGAAGCUGAGGGACAAGUUUCGCCACCCUGAGUGCUACACGUGCACGGACUGCGAUGUCAACCUCAAGCAGAAAGGACAUUUCUUUGUGGAGGACCAGGUUUAUUGUGAGAAGCACGCACGAGAGCGGGUGACGCCCCCUGAGGGCUACGACGUGGUUACAGUCUUCCCCAAGUAGUCUUCCUUUGUGGGACGGGCCUUGGACUGUAGCUCUCCGUAACAUUUCCUUCCAUAACAUUUCCUUCCAGCGUGAUGGACGCUCCGUCACAUUUGUCUGCAUUUGCACAUCAAUUCUUUGCAUUAGUCACAGACACUAUGAUCUAGUAUUGAUCCUCUUUACAUGCUCACUGUAUUCAGUAAUGGAAAUGGCGCUUUAUAAUCACAACUUUUCUACUUUAAUAAAUACAGAAAAAGUAAAGAAAUGUAUUUGAGUUUCUUUGCCAAAUAAAUCUUUCAGCUGAAAGCGGA
Oryzias melastigma (Indian medaka) is the source of this 1404-nucleotide messenger RNA. RefSeq names its product PDZ and LIM domain 1 (elfin) (gene pdlim1). The transcript has 7 exons. Bases 149 to 1114 code for a protein of 321 amino acids. Gene Ontology annotation, biological process: heart development; muscle structure development; actin cytoskeleton organization. Gene Ontology annotation, cellular component: filamentous actin; adherens junction; stress fiber. Lineage: Eukaryota; Metazoa; Chordata; Actinopteri; Beloniformes; Adrianichthyidae. Gene Ontology annotation, molecular function: actin binding; muscle alpha-actinin binding. The record is from RefSeq and is a predicted model, not a curated record.